Molecule: messenger RNA, 1200 nt
Organism: Notodromas monacha
Lineage: Eukaryota; Metazoa; Arthropoda; Ostracoda; Podocopida; Cyprididae
Source: the annotation of a GenBank genome assembly
AUGCGUGAGCGACGCGACAUCUCGUACCGCAGCCUCAUCCUUGGCGCGCCUGACGCGCCCGGCGAUGAUGCCUCCAGCGCCGGCGGCUGUGGCGGCGCCGCCGCCGCAACGCCACCGCAGCCGCCGCCGCCGCCGUCGUCGCGUGGAGUCUCCUCCUCCUCCUCUGCCGCCACUGUGACUACGGGAGCCGCCAACAAGCCGAAUGGCGUGUCCCCGCUCGCGCAGCGAAUGCACGUGUUCCGCAGUCUCAGCGCCGCCGUUUUGUUCGAGGAGCGAGUGGACGAGGACGGCGUGGUGGUGGUGGGCAGUGGGAGCGAGGCGGAGGACACGGCGUUUGAGCCGGCGGUGAUCGCUGUCUCGAUGACGCCGGGGCCUUCGCGGUCGCAUCGCGGCGGUGGUGCUGGCGGCGGCGGUGCAGGGGCGGUGGCCGGCAUGAAGGCGCCGACUGAGUCCCUGGGCAGCUUGGCGAGUAUCGCGCAGCCAUUGAGUGAGGACAAGAUCAGGCCCGAGCGCCCGGCCAUGCUCAUCAGGCGAACGACCAGCGAGAUUUUCCAGUAUUGGUCCCCGUUGUUGCUCAACUUUGGGCCGGCCCCGAAGAGGGACAAGUCUGAGGAUGCUCCCAAAGCUGCCGAGGGGAUGAUCACUGAUGGCGAGACCCCUGAGGGCCUUGAUGUCACUCCAUCAGAUGCCGGUGGAGAAACGCAGGAGGGCACGGAGCGAACGCAUCGUCUCAUCAGCAUCAGCAAGGCCCCGUCGGAAAUCACGUUCGCCUGGGACAACAUCAACGUGCACACAAAACCCGAGUCGCAGACCCUUUGUGUAGAUUUUGAGGAAGUCUGGGAUCACAAGGUGUUGAGUUUUUACCAAGGGGAGGCUCUUUUAGUUUGCCCAGUGAGUGGAGUAGUGCGUCCUGGCGAAUUGCUGGCAAUCAUGGGCGCCAGUGGGGCCGGAAAAACCACCCUUUUAAACUCGCUGACUUUCCGGAACUUGCGGAAGUUGGACGUGACUGGCAACGUUUACGCGAACGGAUAUCCGGUUAAUGCCGGGCAUCUGACUGCCAUUUCCGCCUACGUGCAACAGGAGGAUCUUUUCAUCGGCACACUCACUGUUCGGGAGGUCCUCAAAUUCCAGUCAAAGCUUCGUGUUAGACAUCCCGAGAUGAUGUUGAUUGAUGAGCGUGACUGGACGGAAAUCACGUGA